CAAGCUCGUCAAGGCUCGGGCAUAAAUAGCAUACAUCGGCGGAAAACAACGUCACAUGAUAGCGAUCCCCUUUAAUAAAAGGUCCCGCGACGAGGUCUGAUCGACGGAUCAACUAACACAAACGUUCAUAGUAUCGUACGGAUAAAUCAUUUCGUCAGCUAGUUUUAAGCGACCAGUCUGAUAGUAAGCGACGAAUCAUCAAACCAUUUACUCAUUUCAUCCUCGUGCUGUCCUUAGUUUUGCAUGCAAAAACACACUUGUAAGCACUGUGAUCCUUCUUUUUUUCUCACAAAUCCAGGUUUUACUGAUCAACCCUAGCCUUAAUGCCAAUCUUACAUUGUGCCAAAUGAGUUGAUUACCUUACUGUCGUAGCUGUGUUUAUUUCCUGCUGGCAAUUCACUUAUAAACGAAGAUUUAAUUCACGAUCUAAGAAGUCUUUAUUAUUCACAAUGCUGACGAUUCUAUUGAUAUCAGCGGUACUUUUACCCUCGGGCGUAUCCCUCGUUAGCUCGAGCGUUCUCGUCGCAGACCUGGCGAUGACUCGCAUGGUAGAGCUGAAUGCCGGCGCACCCUUCUGUGCACUUUAUCACGAUCGAGGAGUUAUUCAGCGCAUGGUCUUGGGCUCAGACCCAAAAAAAGUCCGCCAAAUCUCCAAUAAUCUUGUUGCUGACCUUGAGGAAACGUGCAAGGCCUCCCGCAGCAAAGGAAAGAAUCAAGCACCAGGUGGCGGUAUCAUGUAUCCAGGAACGAAGUGGUGUGGUCCAGGUAAUCGAGCUAAAUCUUACGAUGACCUUGGUGACCACGCAGCGGAGGAUGCCUGUUGUCGGGAGCACGAUCACUGUCCGGAGACGAUACCGGCUCACAAAUGUCUCCAUGGGAUUUGCAACACCUCACCGUUUACGCGCUCGCAUUGUGACUGUGAUGCUAAAUUUCGCAGAUGUCUGCAGACUAUUAAUACCGAAGUAGCUAAUACUUUAGGUGCCUUAUUUUUCAAUGUCAUACAAGUAACCUGCUUCAAGGAGAGACGCCCCUGUUCUCAAUGGCAGAGAAAUGGAUAUGCUGAGGCUGAGUGGGCUCGAUUAUGUUCCCAGUACAAAUUUCAACCGAGCGAUAAAUAUGUGCCAUUGAUGCCACUCAAUUUGUAACUGAGCUCGAAAUUGAAGGCAGAUUGUAAAAAGAAAAUCAUGACAUUUUCUUUCGAUA
Ceratosolen solmsi marchali is the source of this 1203-nucleotide messenger RNA. RefSeq names its product acidic phospholipase A2 PA4. The transcript is spliced from 4 exons. The record is from RefSeq and is a predicted model, not a curated record. Gene Ontology annotation, biological process: arachidonate secretion; phospholipid metabolic process. Lineage: Eukaryota; Metazoa; Arthropoda; Insecta; Hymenoptera; Agaonidae. Gene Ontology annotation, molecular function: A2-type glycerophospholipase activity. The coding region runs from base 450 to 1145 and encodes 231 amino acids.